AGCUACAGACAGUGUUUGUUACACACCAUUUUGAGAAAUCUAAAUUUUCAUUUUCCCCCGCUUCUCUCCUAGAAAUUUCGAAUUUCUGCUUCUCUCUCUCUCUAUCAGUUUUCUCAGAUCUUAUUCCAGUUAAUAUUCCGGCGAUCUUCUUUCUCUCUUUGAUCACUUAAUUCUUCACCGGAAUCAGAGAGUCAGGGCUUUCGCACUUGUACCCGCGAGCUUUGAUUAGGAAAAGAUGAGCGACUAUAGAAGCUUCGGCAGUAACUACCAUCCAUCAAGUCAAUCUAGAAAGAUUUCUAUAGGAGUUAUGGCUGAUUCACAACCGAAAAGGAAUCUUGUGCCAGAUAAGGAUGAUGGAGAUGUUAUUGCUAGAGUAGAAAAGUUGAAAUCAGCCACCGUAACUGAAUUACAGGCGAACAAGAAAGAGAAAAGUGAUUUAGCUGCCAAGCAAAGGAAUUCAGCUCAGGUCACAGGACAUGUGACCUCACCUUGGAGGUCUCCGAGAUCGUCUCAUCGGAAAUUAGGGACUCUUGAGAGUGUUCUUUGUAAGCAAACAUCUAGUUUGUCUGGUAGCAAAGGAUUAAACAAGGGACUUAAUGGAGCACAUCAGACACCAGCUCGUGAAUCAUUUCAAAACUGUCCCAUUUCGAGUCCUCAGCACAGUCUUGGUGAGCUGAAUGGUGGCAGGAACGAUAGAGUGAUGGAUAGGAGUCCAGAGAGGAUGGAAGAACCUCCAUCUGCAGUCUUGCAGCAAAAGGUUGCCUCACAGAGAGAGAAGAUGGAUAAGCCAGGGAAGGAGACAAAUGGAACUACUGAUGUUUUGAGAUCAAAACUGUGGGAGAUAUUGGGAAAAGCUUCACCAGCAAAUAAUGAAGAUGUGAACUCUGAGACCCCAGAAGUUGAGAAGACCAACUUCAAGUUGAGUCAAGACAAGGGUUCAAAUGAUGAUCCUCUUAUUAAGCCUAGACACAAUUCAGAUUCUAUCGAAACUGAUUCUGAAAGCCCUGAAAAUGCUACCAGAAGGCCAGUAACCAGAUCUUUGUUGCAGAGGAGGGUAGGAGCCAAAGGUGUCCAGAAGAAAACCAAAGCUGGUGCCAACUUAGGUCGCAAGUGCACAGAACAAGUAAAUAGUGUAUUUUCUUUUGAGGAAGGUUUGCGCGGAAAAAUUGGCACUGCUGUGAAUUCCAGUGUUAUGCCAAAGAAACAAAGGGGUAGAAGAAAAAACACUGUUGUAAAAUGCCGUAAGGCUCAUUCUCGAAAAAAGGAUGAAGCUGAUUGGAGUCGGAAGGAGGCGAGCAAGAGCAAUACUCCACCACGUUCUGAAAGCACAGAAACUGGCAAAAGAUCUUCAUCUUCAGACAAAAAGGGAAGUUCCCAUGACCUUCAUCCACAGAGCAAAGCCCGGAAACAGAAACCAGAUAUUAGCACAAGGGAAGGAGAUUUUCAUCCAUCGCCAGAAGCUGAGGCAGCAGCUCUGCCAGAGAUGUCCCAGGGAUUAUCUAAAAAUGGCGAUAAACAUGAACGGCCGAGUAAUAUUUUCAGGGAAAAGUCUGUUGAGCCAGAAAACGAAUUCCAGAGUCCAACCUUUGGAUAUAAAGCACCAAUCUCAAGUCCUUCCCCAUGUUGUUCUCCAGAAGCAUCUCCUUUGCAACCUAGGAAUAUUAGUCCCACAUUAGAUGAGACGGAAACACCAAUAUUUAGCUUCGGUACUAAGAAAACCUCUCAAGGGACAACAGGCCAAGCGUCAGAUACAGAAAAGAGAUUGCCUGAUUUCUUGGAGAAGAAAAGAGAUUAUUCUUUCAGAAGAGAAAGUUCUCCUGAGCCAAAUGAAGAUUUAGUUCUGUCUGAUCCGUCGUCUGAUGAGCGAGACUCAGAUGGUUCAAGAGAAGAUUCACCAGUGUUAGGCCAUAACAUCAGCCCCGAAGAAAGAGAAACUGCCAAUUGGACUAAUGAGAGAUCUAUGUUAGGCCCUAGCUCAGUUAAACGGAACUCUAACCUUAAGGGCAUUGGACGUGUCGUGUUAAGUCCUCCCUCCCCUUUGUCAAAAGGGAUCGAUAAAACUGAUUCCUUCCAGCAUUGUUCAGAGAUGGAUGAGGAUGAAGAUGAAGGCUUGGGAAGGGCUGUUGCAUUGUUCGCUAUGGCUCUUCAAAACUUUGAGAGAAAACUGAAAUCUGCAGCUGAAAAGAAGUCCUCAGAAAUUAUAGCAUCAGUCUCCGAGGAGAUACAUCUGGAGUUGGAGAAUAUCAAGUCCCAUAUCAUAACAGAAGCGGGAAAGACAAGUAACCUAGCCAAAACUAAGAGAAAGCAUGCCGAAACAAGAUUACAAGGUACAUCAACACAUUAUAUCUUAAUAGUUAAUACUGUACUCGAAUUCACAGUCAUGAACAUUAAGAAAGCUUAGAAGUUCAAAUAUACUAUCUUUGCAGUUUAAUCCUGAUUCAAGGUAGUAGAUCGGAAAUUUGAUAUCAAGUAUUACUCUUUAGAUUGCAUUUAGUCUUGAAGUACUCACCAUCUUGCUUCAUUCUUGUGCUUUCAUGUCUCUUUGAUUAGACACACACACACACCUAACUAUACUUUCGGCUCUAACAUAGACAUGAAACUUGCAUUUAACAUAGUUAUAUCAAGACAAAGCUAAAUGCUCAAUUCAUUCCUAUGUGGAGAAUAAUAAAAAAUUGAGCUGUGUAUUGUUGUGGAACAUGAGAGUCUGGAAAUGUCUCCAUAUUUCCACUCAUUGAAUAAAAAUAUGCAAGAUCCGUUCUGAUCUAUUGUGUUCACUGAUAAUAUCUAAUCGUCUAACAGAGCAAGAAGAGAAAAUGAGAAUGAUCCAUGAAAAGUUCAAGGACGAUGUCAGCCAUCAUCUUGAAGAUUUUAAGAGUACUAUCGAAGAGCUUGAAGCAAACCAGUCAGAGCUGAAAGGAAGCAUAAAGAAGCAAAGAACAUCACACCAAAAACUCAUUGCACAUUUUGAAGGAGGCAUCGAGACAAAACUGGACGAUGCGACCAAAAGAAUCGAUUCUGUAAACAAGGCAAGUCAUUGUUCUGCUUCUUAAGAGUCAGAUUCUAAAAAUGGUUAAAUCAUGAAUUCAAAAGCACAACUUAAAAAUGACGUAUUGGUUUACAGUCUGCGAGAGGAAAGAUGCUGCAGCUGAAGAUGAUUGUCGCAGAAUGUUUGAGGGAUGAUUGACACUGAGUCUCACAGAAUCAAUCAACCACACGUACGUCGUUAUUCUCCAUUUUAAAACAUAAACUAGACGAACUGUGUUAACCAGGAAAGAAAAACCUCUCAAGCAAAACCAGCCUUUGGUUUAGUGGUCUCAUGAGUUCAGGCGAAUAAAGAAGAUAUAGUAGAUGAUGCUUUGACUCAUUGUCAUUGAUUCGUAUUCGUAUAGAAUAGUUUAUUGUUCACUGAACCACUACAAAACUACUUAUAUCAUAGAGCCUUAUUUUAUAUAGCAGUUUGAAGGUUUCUUUUUAAUUUAUUUUUGCCAGCAACUGCAGAUAUUUUUUAUUAAACCAACAACUUUUAAUUAGGUUAUUGAUAUCUUGAUA
Messenger RNA from Arabidopsis thaliana (thale cress), 3549 nucleotides. RefSeq names its product asynaptic protein (gene ASY3). NCBI's taxonomy places the organism in Eukaryota, Viridiplantae, Streptophyta, Magnoliopsida, Brassicales, Brassicaceae. Bases 236 to 2401 code for a protein of 721 amino acids. Gene Ontology annotation, cellular component: nucleus; chromosome. The record is from RefSeq and is marked reviewed. Gene Ontology annotation, biological process: meiotic cell cycle. The transcript is spliced from 8 exons.